CGAAAAUUUUCACCGAGUGUGCGUGAGAAGUUCGAAAAAUUUUGAGAGAUCCAAUUGCCCUACCGUUUAAUUCUCGUUGUGGCCAUCUAGAUGAACUCAGUUGAACAAGGUGCCCUUCUCCUCAAAAAACAGCUUUCAGAGCUCGACAAGAACCCUCCGGAGGGCUUUUCUGCUGGCCUUAUAGAUGAUGAUAAUUUGUUCAAAUGGGAAAUAAUGGUGGUAGGACCCCCUGAUACUUUCUAUGAGGGAGGUCUGUUCAAGGCACACUUGUAUUUUCCUAGGGAAUAUCCGCAAAAACCACCAAAAAUGAGAUUUAUAUCAGAAUUCUGGCACCCAAAUGUUCACAAAGAUGGCGAAGUUUGCAUUUCUAUUCUUCAUGAACCUGGUGAAGACAAAUAUGGCUAUGAGAAGGCAUCAGAGCGCUGGCUUCCAAUCCAUACUGUUGAAACAAUCUUGAUAAGUGUUAUCUCCAUGAUAUCAGAACCCAAUGAUGAAUCCCCAGCUAAUGUGGAUGCUGCAAAAGAUUGGAGGGAAGAUUACAAUGGAGUUUUUAAGAAAAAAGUAAAACAGUGUGUACGGAAAAGUCAAGAAUUUUGACUUUUGAAGAGUUUGUAGUAUGUUAUUGCUUCUGGAGUCGACUCUAAAAUUUGAUAUUAGUUAUUUCAAUAUUUUCUGUUACAAGUUCUUUAUCAUUAGCAGGGUUUUAAAGGGUUAUGUAUCUACUAGCACUCCUGUGAGCUGAUUACUGCUGUUUAACAAAUUGAAAAAUAUCUCAGAUUUGAUAAGAAAUUGAUAAUAAGGCAUUAAGUGUGUAACUCUCUUGUAAAAUUAUUCAUUUGGAAGUGUAGGAUAGAGGUUAUGAAAUAUUAAUGUUUGCAUGUACAUUGUAUCUGUUCAUGGUGGUAUACAUUUUUUCACUGCUUAUUGUAUAUUCAUUGUUAUGAAGCAGUAUGUAGCUCACCUGCUUGGGGCUUGCUUACAGCACAUCAUUUUGAUGCCAACAAGUAAUCUAGAUUCACACCUUGUAGUAACAAGAUGGUGAAGCCACAUGAAUAAUAACCCUUAAUUUUUUUAUUGACCUAAAUUUGAGCAACGUAAUGACAGAUAUAGAAUAUAAUGACAUGAGAAGGCUUUACUCCAUUCUUUGUCAUCAUAGUUACUGUGUUACAUAUGAAAUUUGUUUUCACAAGAUCAAUCUGGCUUUAUAAAAAUUGUGGGUACACGUUGGAAUAAGAUUGUAGCCAAAAAAAUCAACAAAAAAAUUCUGCCAUUUGCAAAAUCUCUCAAAAGUUCUCUGCUGAACAAAAGAACCUUGACACUAAGUGACACCUACCACUUAGUGCCCUUUUUUUUUUACAUUCUGUGAAAGAACACUUUCCAAUUUUCAAGAUAAUGGUCUACAACACACACAUUGCAAUAAAGAAAGAAUCUUAAGGCAA
Pocillopora verrucosa is the source of this 1439-nucleotide messenger RNA. RefSeq names its product ubiquitin-conjugating enzyme E2 G1-like. Gene Ontology annotation, biological process: ubiquitin-dependent protein catabolic process; protein polyubiquitination. NCBI's taxonomy places the organism in Eukaryota, Metazoa, Cnidaria, Anthozoa, Scleractinia, Pocilloporidae. Gene Ontology annotation, molecular function: ubiquitin conjugating enzyme activity. The record is from RefSeq and is a predicted model, not a curated record.